CGCUCCGUAAAUAUAAAUAGUGGGAGCCAGAUUACGCACAUUGCUCUUCUGCCAUCCGGCUUGUCCGCGCAAUCAGCCACCAUGACCACUACGGAGACGAAUAUAAACCUGUCAGAUGAGAUGCUGCCUGAAAAGAUGGCUCUCGACGUGUUAGGCGAAAAUGAAGCGAAAUCAAAAAAGGAACAGGUGAAGCUAGCGCUUGAAGUUGAACCUUCUAAACCAUGGAGAGAGUUGACCGGAGAAGAAAAGGCGUGGAGGGUUUUUUGGAUUUGCGCUAAAACAUUUGCGUUGUUAGCCCUUUUGUACAUUUUUGUCUGCUCUCUUGACCUUUUGUCCACGGCGCUACAACUUCUGGGCGGGCGAGCUACUGGCGACAUCUUUAGUAACCCGUUGUUGGAGAAUCCCAUGGUGGGUUUAAUGAUUGGCAUUCUGGUAACGGUGGCCGUCCAGAGUUCGUCCACUUCCACGUCGAUCGUGGUUAGCUUGGUUGCGGCUGGAUAUUUCGAAGACGUAAGAACCGUUAUUCCUAUAAUCAUGGGAGCAAACAUUGGUACUUCAAUCACCAACACACUAGUUGCUGUGACAAGAAUUAACAACAGGGCUGAGUUUAGCCUUGCGUUUGCUGGAGCCACUGUGCACGAUAUGUUUAACUGGCUCACCGUCAUUGUCCUGCUCACCGUUGAAGUCACAACUGGCUAUUUGUUCUAUCUGACCGAAGCUCUCGUGCAAAAUUUGGAGUUCCCUGAAGGGGCAGAGGACAUCAAACUGCUCAAAGUCAUUACGGAGCCAUUAACUAAAGCCAUCAUGGAAAUCGACAAGGAAGUCCUCAAUGGUUGGGCGGCAAAUGACCCAGAUUACGAUAAUCGAACACUUCUUAAAGUUUGGUGCGAGCCAACUGUAAAAUGCCCAUCUCUCUUUGCUCUUCUGGACAUUGGUGAUUUGGCGACAGGCGCAAUCAUGACCGUGGUUUCCUUGCUACUGCUCUGCGGAUGCUUGAUCCUCUUGGUCAAACUACUCCAAAACGUGCUUCAAGGUCCCAUGGUCGUUGUGCUUCAGAAGACGAUCAACGCCAACAUUCCGUAUGUGCCUUGGCUCACGGGCUACCUGGCCAUUCUUGUCGGCGCGUGCAUCACCUUCGUUCUACAGUCGAGUUCGGUCUUCACGUCUGCGCUUACUCCCCUCGUCGGCUUGGGAGUGAUCUCAGUCAACAGAAUGUACCCCUUGUGCCUGGGUUCAAACAUAGGAACGACAACAACAGCUGUCAUAGCGGCUUUGACUGCCAGCGGUGAAAAACUAAGGAUCACCAUGCAGGUUGCAAUGGUCCACCUGUUCUUCAACUUGACUGGAAUCCUCAUCUUCUACCCGAUUCCAUUCAUGAGAUGGCCACUGCCCCUUUGCAAGAAACUGGGCAAAACCACCGGCCAGUACCGUUGGUUCGCGUUUGCCUAUUUGCUGCUCUCCUUCUUGAUCAUCCCAGCCAUCGUACUGCUCCUCUCUCUUGCUGACCCCAACGGCUACGUGCUCCUAGGCGUCGCCGUCCCGGUUCUGGUUCUCCUAGCUGCCAUCAUCGUGAUCAACAUUCUGCAGAACAAAUUUCCGAAUUCAUUGCCCAAGGUUUUGCAAACGUGGAACUGGCUGCCUCUUUGGAUGAGAGACUUAGCGCCCAUAGACCGAGUUCUCUCUAAAAUUUGCUCAUGCUGUAUGAAGGAAACGACGCAAGAAGAGUUAGAAGAAAUUGCCAGAGCUGUCGACAGUCAAGGCGAUAAUUUUGGAUCCGAAGAUCCAAGUGAUUUAGGCAUUGAUAAUAAAGCUGCUGAUCUGAUUUAGUUAUAUUGUGAUAUAAGAAGAGCGGACAGUUACUUGUGAAAGUUGCUCAAAAGCGUUAUAAUGUGAAAAAUGUGUGAAAGUGACGUAAAUAUUUAUGUUCAAUUUUUAUAAAAACAUUUAAAAAUCAAAAGUUAUUGCAAAAACUUCAUGAAGUAUAUAUAUUUUUAAAUAAAAUAUAGAAUUGUCUUAAAAGCAUAUGCACUUCAGAUUAAAUUGAAUGAAUGGAAUUAGUUUUUUAACAAUAUGCUGUUAACGUUUAGUUCUGCAACCCGCAUGAACGGGACGAUCAGCGCUUUGCCUAAUUUCCCUGAGCCUCAUGACUCCACAUUAUGUAGUGCUUUUAGUUUGUAUGGAAGCAAUAACAUGUUUGUUGAGAUUAUAAUUUUACAUUUACUUUAAAUUUUUUUCAUGUAUUAAAAACAUUUUUCAUAUAAAUAUAAAUGAGAGUGACUUUUAAACUUGUAUUCUGAAAAAAAUUAAUUUUAAGGAUUGUCAGUUCUUCAUACAAAUGCCGAAGGGCAACUGUAGAAUAUUAUUAUUAGUUUGCAUUUAAGUUCCUUACUCACUUCAAUAAUGCCUAUUUUAUUUAGCACAACGCUCUAUUGGGGCAGAACUGGUUGAAGGUGAGCAAGAUACAUCAUUCUCUGUGCGUAUCAUUUAAGUGCGGCUAUUAACCCUUUGCAUUGCCAGCUCAGCUUAAAGCUUUAAGAGAGCUUGAAAAUUUUAAUUGAACAUUAAUAAACAAUUUUCAAAACUCGUGAGCUACAGCGCACGUGUUCUCUAACUUCCACGCUAUCAGGUGCCCUUAAUUUAUUUUCCUAUAAAAGAGCUGGCAUACUUUUUUUUUUAUCGUGCAGCUUUUUAUAUGCUUCUUGUAGGUAAUGUGUUUACAGGGUAAAAAAAUUCAAUGAAUUAUUGAUCAAUGAUAAAACCUCCUGUGAUAGUAGGUAUUUUAAGUACGGCGUGCAUCAACGUUUAUGCCGUAUUUAAGUUGCAUUAGUAUUUUACUCAAAAUGUAUAUUUUUAAUUUAUGUUAUUUAAUGAAUUUUUCUCUAAAAUAAUAAUUUAAAAAAAUUUGAUUUUUAGAUAUAACUUUCAUUGUGCAAAGCGGUGCAAAGGUUGUUAAAUGGAAUUAAUAUUUUUUUUAAAUUUUAUUUGAAAAUAAUUAUUUAUCAUGUUGCGCACCAUGUUCACUAGGCGAUCAAUUACAGCCUUGCAACAGAUCCUUGUGGGAUUUUUUAACCUCGAUACGCUUGAUCUCAAGACUGCACUCAAGACGAGUUUUUUCACUUUAUAUUGUGUAUGCACGCGAUUGACGCGAUUCAUACUUUCCCUGAAGAGCGCUCAAUCAAAGUGCAUUGCGCUCUUACCUUGGUAUUGUAAUGACUUGUACUUUUAUUUAAGUGCGCAACUGUCAAGUUUAAAAUGUAUGUGAUAUUAUAUUAUUAUUAAAUGCGAUUUGAAAAUUAUUAGAGUUUUGUUGUAAAAACUUUCAACCAGUUAAUUAAUGCAAG
This is a messenger RNA of Neocloeon triangulifer, 3341 nucleotides long. RefSeq names its product sodium-dependent phosphate transport protein 2B-like. Bases 82 to 1827 code for a protein of 581 amino acids. The record is from RefSeq and is a predicted model, not a curated record. Gene Ontology annotation, biological process: sodium-dependent phosphate transport. Gene Ontology annotation, molecular function: sodium:phosphate symporter activity. The transcript has 8 exons. Gene Ontology annotation, cellular component: membrane. NCBI's taxonomy places the organism in Eukaryota, Metazoa, Arthropoda, Insecta, Ephemeroptera, Baetidae.